This is a messenger RNA of Rubroshorea leprosula, 1117 nucleotides long. Lineage: Eukaryota; Viridiplantae; Streptophyta; Magnoliopsida; Malvales; Dipterocarpaceae. The record is from the annotation of a GenBank genome assembly.
UUCUUCUUCUCCUCUGCCGACCGAAGCCCCCCAAGCCACCGACUUUCUUCCCCCUUGAAAAACCCGGUGAGAUCUUGAUGAAUUUCUCUUCCUUUCUUGUUAAAUCACAAGAUUUGGGGCUUAGAAUCUUCCCCCUCCACCCAGAAAAUCCCGGUUCUGCUCUGCGCUUCUUCCUUGUCCGCCGGUUGCUGUGGGUUUGAAUUUCUGGGCAUUUUUCGGUCCGUGAGUUCCCUGCAGCUUGCCGCCGGCUUCUUCUUCCCCUGCUAGCUCCGGUUCUUGCUGGAAAAUUCUGGUUUUGAUCGUUCUAUCACCGUAGCACUUGGGUUAGCCUUCUGUUAUGCGCGAGUAAGGAAGCGAAACCGAGGACGGGGAAACCAAGGGGAGUGACGAGUUAGAAGGCUAGCCAUCGUUUUGGUAAUGUUCCAAAAUCAACCAGCUUGUCUUAAUCACCCUGCUGCUGAACCUUAUAACGAUGGUUCAAUUGGAAAUGCACAAGGUACCAAUGUAAUCAAUGAGGGCAUGGAAAAAGAGAAUGGUCAAGAGAAAGAAGGUAAGGAAGAUAAUGGACCUGAUGUUACUUUUAAACUUGAUGAAUUGGGUCCAUCUGUUGCACAAGAUGCACAAGAACAAUCCAGUAAAAGAGGAGAAGUUGCUUUGUCAUCAAAUGAGACGAAGAGAGGCGAAGAUCCACCAAUUGUUGCACAAGAUGCACGAGAACCAGCUAGCAAAAGAGAUGAAGAUGCACCUACUAUUGCACAUGAUGCACGAGAACCAGCAAGCAAAAGAGGUGAAGAUGUGCCUACUGCUGAAUGCACUGCAGUUAAGUUGUUAGGCAAUGAUACAAUAAAGGAGGAAAGUAUAGAGUUGAGUAAGAGUAAUGCAUUUGAUGUGAUGAUUCUAGAGAAAUCUUCAGAGUUAGACAGGGCCUUGUGUAAAAUUGAGGGCUUGACAGAAAUUGACAGGGAUACUGCUCUCAGUAAGCUUCCAGAUCACCCUGGACAGAUGAUGGUCUUCUUCAGCCUUUCACCAGAUCGAAGACUUGUAUGGGUGAAGAGAUUCCUAAAGCACCAUUGAGUUAUCUUCGAACAUUCAUAGAAUAUACUACAUAUGAUCCCAG